Molecule: messenger RNA, 586 nt
Organism: Phoenix dactylifera (date palm)
Lineage: Eukaryota; Viridiplantae; Streptophyta; Magnoliopsida; Arecales; Arecaceae
Source: RefSeq, a predicted model, not a curated record
CCUAUAUAUGUAUCUACGUAUUCUUUUCCCAUGCAAAAAGAGUUUAAAAUUUACGAACACUUUCAAGAGAGAGAACGAAACUUGAAAGAUGUCGAGGAAAGGAGUGGAGGCUGCCGGCGUGAGGGUGACAGUCAUCGAGACGAAGUUUGUGAAGACGGAUGCCGCCCAUUUCAAGUCGGUCGUGCAAAGCCUCACCGGGAAGGACUCGACGGUGACUGCCGUGGUGCCGGAGAGGCCGCGUGCCAUUAGAGGGACGGUGAAAUUGGUGGAGGAGAUUAAUUGCGGAUGGCGAGGAGGACGGCAAGAGGAAUUAGCGCAGGAGACGAUGGUGGUGGACAAGUUUGAGGAAAUGGUGGCUGUGGAGCCUUGCCUAGAAGAAUUGUAUCAGUUGUGGACUUACUGAAGUAGUAGGCUCAGUAUUUAGUAGGUUCAUCUGCCAUUGUUUCUCUUAGGAAGCAUGAUUCAGGCUAGUUAGAGUCUUCGUAGGUGCCCACAGGGCAUUCUUACUGGGAUUUUACUAUUUUUCCUCCCUCGCCGUCAACUAUAUAUACACACACGAAAUUUCUCCCACAAAUUGUAUCUGUUC